Messenger RNA from Rubroshorea leprosula, 1801 nucleotides. NCBI's taxonomy places the organism in Eukaryota, Viridiplantae, Streptophyta, Magnoliopsida, Malvales, Dipterocarpaceae. The record is from the annotation of a GenBank genome assembly.
AGCACCUUGCUGAAAUUAAAGGCAAUGUUGGUGCAUGCAAAAAAGUUUCAGCAGAUGUAAAAUGACAAAUGCAACAGUUGUUAAGUGAGAUAAGAAAAGGGAAAGAAAAGAGAAAGAGACUUGGAGAUAUGGUUGGGAGUCAAUGUGGGUCACAAACAUUUGUUGAAGAAGAUGAUGAAAUUGAAGAGAUCCCUCAAUCUCAAUCACAUGUAGCACAACAAAAGAGGAAUAUUAAUUCUUAUUUUGUACCAAGGACAACUCUUGGAGCACAUAAAACUACAAAAAGAGCUUUGCAAUCAAAAGAAAAACAAGAAGCUGCUAAGAUGGCUAUUGCUAGAUGGUGGUAUGAUGCUAAUGUGCCUUUCCAUGCUGCACGAUCAAAAUACUAUUUGUCAAUGUGGGAUGCUAUCACAUCUAUGGGACCAAGUUUCAAGGGACUAAGUUAUCAUGAUUUGAGGGGUUCUCUCUUAAAAUAUGCAGUAAAGGAGGUUAAUGAAUGGCUUUUAUCCUUGAAGUCAACAUGGAGUACUAAUGGUUGUUCAAUUCAGGCUGAUGGAUGGACAAAUCAAAGACAACAACCAAUAAUCAAUUUCCUUGUUUAUUGUCCUAGAGGAAGUAUGUUUUUGAAGUCCAUUGACACUUCUGGUUUGACAAAGGAUGCUGAAACAUUGGAGAGGAUGUUUGAUGAAGUGGUGAAAGAAGUAGGAGUGGAGAAUGUUGUGCAAUUUAUAACAGACAAUGAUGCCUCAUACAAAGCUGCUGGGAAAAGGUUGGAAGCAAAGUACAUCACAUUUUUUUGGUCUCCUUGUGCUGCCCAUUAUAUUGACUUGAUGUUAGAAAAUUUUUCUGAUGCAAGAUACUUUCCUGUGAUUGAUACUACUAUAAGAAAGGCAAGAAAAGUCACAAAGUUCAUAUAUAAUCAUUCAUGGGUGCUAGCAUUAAUGAGGAGAGACUACACAAAUGGGAGAGAUUUGUGUCAUCCUGUUGUUACGAGAUUUGCUACUCACUUUUUGAGCAUCCAAUGUUUGUUGAAAUUUAAGAAUGAACUUAGACAAAUGUUUACAAGUGAUGCAUGGGUUGCUUCUAGGUUUGCAAGAAGCAGUGUUGGGAAAGAAAUAUGUGAAAUUAUCUUGGAAGAUAAAGAAUUUUGGUUUAAUUGCAUAUUAGUUGUCAAAAUCAGUGAACCUUUGGUGAGAGUGCUUCGACUUGUGGAUAAUGAAGAGAAGCCAAGUAUGGGUUACUUGUAUGAGGCAAUUGAUAAGGCAAAUGAGACAAUAAAAAAGAAUUUUAAUAAUAGAUUGUCUCACUACAUGCCUUACAUUAAUGUGAUUGAUGCUAGAUUGGAUAAGCAACUUUAUAGCCCAUUACAUGCAGCUGGUUGCUUUCUUAAUCCAAGUAUUUACUUUAAACCUAGCUUCAACAAACAAACUACUGUUACGAGAGGUUUGCUUAAUACUUUAACAACAUUGAUACCGGAUGAGGAUAAGCAAGAUCUCAUUAGUUCCCAACUUGAGGAGUAUAAAAAAGCUAUAGGGACCUUUGACAUGAGUUUGGCUAUUCGUCAGAGAGAAAAGUUAAAUCCAGUUGCAUGGUGGGAUCAAUUUGGAACGGAUGCACUCGAAUUGCAAAAGUUUGCAAUUCGAGUGCUUAGCCAAUGCACAAGUGCAACUGAAUGUGAAGGGAAUUAGAGUGCUUUUGAUUUUAUUCAUUCCAAGAGGAGGAACAGGCUAGAGCAUGAAAGGUUGAAUGCCCUUGUAUUUGUUCGUUAUAAUUUGAAGCUUUGAGAAAAGUACAAUAUCUU